Molecule: messenger RNA, 1613 nt
Organism: Drosophila persimilis
Lineage: Eukaryota; Metazoa; Arthropoda; Insecta; Diptera; Drosophilidae
Gene: POLDIP2
Product: polymerase delta-interacting protein 2
Exons: 4
Coding region: 201-1472 (423 amino acids)
Biological process (GO): error-free translesion synthesis
Cellular component (GO): nucleus; mitochondrial nucleoid
Molecular function (GO): DNA binding
Source: RefSeq, a predicted model, not a curated record
UUUAAAAUUUGGAAAUACAAUUUGAAGCACAUGUAAAGCACAAAAGCCAAAAGACAGCAGCAGAUAGUGCCGGAAUACUCGGCCAAAUAAUUGCAUAAAGGUGUUUUGUUUGCUCUUGGCCCCCUCCUCGCUCAGAACCGAAGACGAGUGGCGGGUUCUGCACUUGUUCCUCUGUGAUUUCAGCUCGAGUGUUGAAUGAGAUGGGUCUCUUGAUGCAAGUGUUCCAAUGGGAGAGGCGGUGGCAUCUAGUCAAGAGAUGCGACGUAACGCUGAGGCGCGGCAUCAAGAAGAAUGCGGCAUAUCCAACCAAGCUUGCGGAAGUGGGACGUCUGGUGGAGGCCAGGGAUGACAAAUACGAGACCGGACAGGUAUUCCUGCACCGCAUCUUUGGCUACCGUGGAGUGAUACUCUUUCCAUGGACCGCCCGUGUCUACGACCGUGAUCUCCACAAUCCCAGCAAGAUCACCGCAACGACAACAGCGACCGCCACGGCCACGGCGACGGCCACUCCGCCCCUGGAACAAGGAACCAAAGAGGCUUCACUUAGAGUUAAGCCAACAUCUGCAACGUCGCCUACUCUUACGCCAGCCGAUGUCGGCUGGCCGGAGUCACAGCCCGUUGGAAGCCGUUCCGAAAGUACCACAAGCAUGGGUACCGCCAAGACAUCGGCCCACUCUCAGGUGGACACCAAAGAGGUCCGGGGCAAAGUGCAAACCUUCUAUCAAGUGCUCAUCGACACAAGGGAUUGCCCGCACAUUCGGGCCCAAACGGAAGCCGUAACGUUUUUGGGGAAUCAAGACUCCAAUCGCAGCCUGUAUGCCAUACCCGGCUUGGACUAUGUGGCGCACGAGGACAUCAUGCCCUACAGCUCCACCGAAAAGCAGCCCCUACAGCAUGAAUUAUUCGACAAGUUCCUGACACCUGCCCCGGACUCGGAUCCGCCGUUUGUAGGGCAGGACACGUUGAAGGCCUGGCAGGAGAAGAACCAUCCCUGGCUGGACAUGAGCGAUGUACACAAGGAGACAACUGAGAAUGUACGAAUCACCGUGAUUCCCUUCUAUAUGGGCUGCAGGGAGACGCCAGCCAGCUCCGUCUAUUGGUGGCGCUACUGCAUCCGUCUGGAGAACCUGGGCGAGCUGAGCGUGCAGCUGCGCGAGCGUCAUUGGCGCAUCUUCUCCCUGUCGGGCACUCUGGAGACGGUCCGUGGCCGUGGCGUGGUUGGGCAGGAGCCCAUACUCAGCCCCCGGCUGCCCGCCUUCCAGUACAGCAGUCAUGUUAGCCUGCAGGCGCCAAGUGGGCAUAUGUGGGGCACCUUCCGGCUGGAGCGCGAGGAUGGCUACUCCUUUGACUGCAAGAUUCCGCCCUUCUCGCUGGAAAGCAAGCCGGAUGACAUCAGUCCGCCUACCUCAAGCGCGCCCACCGGCACGGGAAACACCGAGGAAUACGAGAAGAAGCGCGACGAUACCGACUAAGUGACAGGCGCGCACAUGGCAGUGCCACAAAUGUUGUUGAGCCGUAGUUAAAUGAUUUUAAAGACACAAUCUUAUUUUGACGCCAAUUCAGAAAGUACAUGUGGAUAGUGCAAAUUAUAUUAAUCAACAAAGAGGCAAUAA